GGGAUGGAGGCCGGUGGAGGGAUUGGCAGAGAGGGAUGGAGGCCAGUGGAGGGAUUGGCAGAGAGGGGAUGGAGGCCAGUGGAGGGAUUCGCAGAGAGGGGUGGAGGCCAAGGGGUGGAGGCCAGUGGAGGGAUUGGCAGAGAGGGGUGGAGGCCAAGGGGUGGAGGCCAGUGGAGGGAUUGGCAUAGAGGGGGAUGGAGGACACUGAGUGGAGGCCAGUGGAGGGAUUGGCAGAGAGGGGUGGAGGCCAAGGGGUGGAGGCCAGUGGAGGGAUUGGCAGAGAGGGGUGGAGGCCAAGGGGUGGAGGCCAGUGGA
Molecule: messenger RNA, 315 nt
Organism: Staurois parvus
Lineage: Eukaryota; Metazoa; Chordata; Amphibia; Anura; Ranidae
Source: the annotation of a GenBank genome assembly